This is a messenger RNA of Trichoderma citrinoviride, 1119 nucleotides long. RefSeq lists its product as hypothetical. Bases 1 to 1119 code for a protein of 372 amino acids. The transcript has a single exon. The record is from RefSeq and is a predicted model, not a curated record. NCBI's taxonomy places the organism in Eukaryota, Fungi, Ascomycota, Sordariomycetes, Hypocreales, Hypocreaceae.
AUGGCGUCUCGUAUACGACCUCGCAGCUUCGGCGCCGGCAUUGAUGGCAUCGACGACACGGAGAUGACCAUCAUCAUCGUCUUUCUCUCGCUAGCCCUGUACAACGUCCUCGAGCUGUUUUGCAUCAUCUGGAGCACCUUCAAACGAUAUGCCGGGCUCUACUUCUGGUCCUUCUUGAUGGCGACGGUUGGCAUCGCCUUGUCCUGCGUCGGAUUCUGCAUCAAAUACUUUGGGCCCGAAUCGCUGGGCUACUUCUCUUGUACACUCAGCUUGACGGGAUGGGUGUGUAUGGUGACGGGUCAAUCGCUGGUGCUGUGGUCUCGACUGCAUCUCGUGCUGAGGAACCGGAAACGACUGAAGAUUAUCCUCUGGAUCAUCAUCUUCAAUGCCGUCGUCUGCCACGGCAUGGUCAUCCCGCUGGUAUACGGAUCGUUCUCGAACAGCCCGGAAAUCUUUCAGCAGCCGUACAAGGUUACCGAACGGAUAGAAAUCGUCGUCUUCUUCCUGCAGGAGAUGAUGUUGUCUGGUCUCUACAUCUACGAGACCAUCAAACUGCUGCGGAUGGGAGGCAGUCUGGGAAACAAGCAGUCCAGUCGUCGCGUGCUGAAGAACCUGAUCCUCGUCAACGUCUUAGUGAUGAUUCUCGAUGUAACGAUUCUGGUUCUUGAGUUUGCGAACCUCUACGACUACCAGAUCUCGUACAAGCCGUUCGCCUACAGCAUCAAGCUGAAGCUCGAAUUCACCGUCCUCAAUCGCCUCGUUGAGCUGACGAGCGGGGGACGCGAGCAUCAUCCCAGCGACCACAGCAGGUCGUCGAGUGGCCGCAGCAACAGCACCGGCUCAGCCUUCAUGGACACCUUGAGCAGCGGCAAGUCGAUCAGCGGUGGCUCGUACCAUGCAUAUGCAAAGGGCGGAUGCACCGAUCAUCUGCACAAGCCGACGCCGUCGGAGGUCGAGAACGGGAAUAGGGUCAUGAUGACGACCGCCAUUACCGUGCAUCAUGAGAAGAGGUCGCCGGGCUGUGACGAGAUGGGGCAGCCCAAGGAUUCGUCUGAAGGGUCGACGAGUACAAGUAGCAGUUCGACGGCGGGGAGCUAUGGGGGCGGAGAGAAAUCAUGA